CGCAUGUGUUUGUCGACAGUGCUAUACAUCCAGCAUGGUUUAUUAUCGAGUUACGUUUAGUUGUAGAAAUUUCGAUUAUUCGGAUAAUUUAUUAAACAUUUAAAUAUAUUUAUGUUUUAAAUAAUUUUUUUUUUUCAAAGUAAAACAUGGGUGAAGUAAAAUUUAGUAAUUUGGAUAAUAUAAAAUCAGAACAAAAAUACAAUAAAGUCGUGAAACAUAUACAGGAUAAGUGGAAAUUAGUACCUGCUUUUCUCAAAGGAAAAGGUUUAGUCAAACAACACAUCGAUUCCUUCAAUUAUUUUAUAAAUGUUGAAAUAAAAAAGAUUGUCAAAACAAAUGAAAAGGUACUUAGUGAUGCUGAUCCUUUGUUUUAUGUAAAAUACUUGAACGUACAUGUUGGAUCUCCCGAUGUAGAGGAAGGUUUUAACGUAACUCGUUCUACUACUCCACAUGAAUGUAGAUUGCGAGAUUUAAACUACUCUGCACCAAUUACCGUAGACAUUGAAUAUAUCAGAGGUCAUCAACCUAUUAUUAGGAAUAAUUUGUUGAUUGGAAGAAUGCCGAUUAUGCUUCGGAGUUCAAAUUGUGUAUUAACUAACAAAUCUCAUUUUGAAUUGGCUAAAAUGAAUGAGUGUCCUCAUGAUCCUGGUGGUUAUUUCAUUAUUAAUGGUCAAGAGAAAGUUAUACUUAUCCAAGAGCAAAUGCUUAGAAAUAGAAUUAUUUUAGAAGAAGAUAGCAAAGGAUGCGUUGUAGCAUCUUGUAAUAGCUCUACGCAAGAAAGGAAAACAAAAACUAACAUAGUUGGUAAAGGUGGAAAGUAUUAUAUGAGACAUAAUAUUUUUCAAGAUGAUGUACCUGUUACAAUAAUAUUUAAAGCAAUGGGAAUAGUAUGUGAUCAAGAAAUCAUGCAACUUAUUGGUGCAGAAGAAGAAUUUAUGAAAAAAUUUGCACCUAGUUUAGAAGAAUGUCAUACGUUACAUGUUUUUGCUCAAAAUCAGGCUUUAAGGUAUUUAAGUAAUAAAAGGAAACAAAAAAGAUAUUCUAUGAUCAAAGCUAGCAUUACUGAUGAGAUCAAGGAUAUUUUAGCAACCAAUGUUCUAUCUCACGUUCCUGUCAACGAUUUCAAUUUUAAAUUAAAAGCUACUUAUCUGGCUUUAAUGGUAAGAAAAGUCAUGAAAGCACAAGGUGAUGGAAAACUUGUAGAUGAUAGGGAUUAUUAUGGUAACAAACGUUUAGAAUUGGCUGGUUCUCUUUUGUCUCUUAUGUUUGAAGAUUUAUUUAAAAGAUUUAAUCGUGAGUUAAAACAAAUUGCAGAUAAAAAUAUACCAAAAAUAAAAGCAGCACAAUUUGAUAUUGUAAAGCAUAUGAGACAAGAUCAAAUUACAAAUGGUUUAGCAUUUGCUAUAUCAUCUGGUAAUUGGACUAUUAAAAGAUUUAAAAUGGAACGCCAUGGAGUCACUCAAGUUUUGUCAAGGCUAUCAUAUAUUUCAGCUCUUGGCAUGAUGACACGUGUUAAUUCACAAUUCGAAAAAAGUAGGAAAGUAUCUGGUCCUAGAUCUUUGCAACCAUCCCAAUGGGGAAUGUUAUGUCCAAGUGACACACCUGAAGGAGAGAGCUGUGGAUUAGUUAAAAACUUAGCUCUUAUGACACAUAUUACUACAGAAGUUGAAGAAGAACCUAUUAUAAGAUUAGCAUUUAAUCUCGGCGUUGAAAAUGUCAACAUACUGGGUGGAGAAGAAAUUAAUAAUAAGGAUGUUUAUAUGGUCUUUCUAAAUGGAAACAUUUUAGGCAUUGUCAAAAAUUAUCCAAGACUUGUGCAUAUAUUCAGAUUAUUACGUAGAAAAGGUCUGGUGAAUGGUUUUGUUUCGAUAUUUACACAACAUCAACACAGCUGUAUUCAGAUUAGCUCUGAUGGAGGACGUUUAUGUAGACCUUAUAUAAUUGUAGAGAAAGGACAACCAUUAGUUCAAGAAGAACAUAUUAAAUUGUUGGAACAAGGUGUUAGAACUUUUGAAGAUUUUUUACAAGAUGGUUUAAUUGAAUAUUUGGAUGUAAAUGAAGAAAACGAUAGUUCUAUAGCAUUUAAUGAAGCACAUAUAAAUGUAAACACAACACAUUUAGAAAUUGAACCUUUUACAUUAUUAGGAGUUUGUGCUGGUUUAGUACCGUAUCCACAUCACAAUCAGAGUCCAAGAAACACUUACCAAUGUGCUAUGGGUAAACAAGCUAUGGGAACCAUUGGUUAUAAUCAGCGUAAUCGUAUCGAUACUCUUAUGUAUAAUUUAGUUUAUCCACAAGCACCAAUGGUGAAAUCACGUACAAUAGAACUCAUUAAUUUUGAUAAAUUACCUGCUGGCCAAAACGCAACAGUAGCAGUUAUGUCUUACAGUGGAUAUGACAUUGAGGAUGCUUUAAUUUUAAAUAAGGCUUCUAUUGAUAGAGGAUAUGGAAGAUGUUUGGUGUAUAGAAAUGCAAAAUGUACUUUGAAAAGAUAUGCUAAUCAAAGUUAUGAUAGGAUAAUGGGUCCAUUAAUCGAUACAACUACUAAAAAACCAGUAUGGAAACAUGAUAUAAUUGACAGUGAUGGCAUUGCUGCCCCAGGUGAAAUGGUAGAAAAUAAAAAAGUGAUGGUAAAUAAAUCUACACCAUCAUCCAGUAUUGGUCCGGUUAAUUCUGCCAAUGCCCAAGCACAAACAGAAUAUCGAGAUGUUCCCAUUUUAUUCAAAGGUCCAGUUCCUGCUUAUGUAGAAAAAGUUAUGAUAUCUAGUAAUGCAGAAGAUGCAUUUUUAAUAAAGUUAUUGUUAAGACAAACUCGAAGGCCUGAAAUAGGUGAUAAAUUUAGUAGUCGUCAUGGACAAAAAGGAGUAACUGGAUUAAUAGUGGAACAAGAAGAUAUGCCUUUUAAUGAUUAUGGUAUAUGUCCUGAUAUGAUUAUGAAUCCACAUGGUUUCCCAUCACGUAUGACUGUUGGAAAGUUAAUAGAAUUGCUUGCUGGUAAAGCUGGUGUUCUUCAAGGACAGUUUCAUUAUGGAACAGCAUUUGGUGGUUCCAAGGUUGAAGAUGUUUGUGAAGAACUCAAAAAACAUGGUUUCAAUUAUUUAGGAAAGGACAUUUUUUACUCUGGGACUACGGGUGAACCACUUCAAGCAUACAUUUAUUCUGGCCCUGUAUACUAUCAAAAACUUAAACAUAUGGUACAAGAUAAAAUGCAUGCUCGUGCCCGUGGACCUAGAGCAGUUCUUACACGCCAACCAACGGAAGGUCGUUCUAAAGAAGGUGGUUUACGUUUAGGUGAAAUGGAACGUGACUGUCUGAUCGGAUAUGGAGCUAGUAUGAUGUUAGUGGAAAGACUUAUGAUAUCAAGUGAUGCAUUUGACGUUGACGUUUGUAAUAAAUGUGGUCUAAUGGCAUACAGUGGAUGGUGCCAUAGUUGCCGCUCUAGUGGCUGUGUUUCAACCAUUUCCAUGCCAUACGCUUGUAAAUUACUGUUUCAAGAGUUACAAUCUAUGAAUAUUGUACCUCGUUUAACAUUAAAACAUUAUUGUGAUUGAAUAUAUUUAUGAUACAUGAUAAUUUCUGUAUAAGAAUUCACUUGUUCAUAUGAUCAUUGUAUAUAUAUUACAUUUCAUUAAUAAAAUUAAUAUAAUCAAAUUUAA
This is a messenger RNA of Vespula vulgaris, 3656 nucleotides long. It is a transcript of the gene RpIII128, whose product is annotated as DNA-directed RNA polymerase III subunit RPC2. NCBI's taxonomy places the organism in Eukaryota, Metazoa, Arthropoda, Insecta, Hymenoptera, Vespidae. Gene Ontology annotation, biological process: DNA-templated transcription. The record is from RefSeq and is a predicted model, not a curated record. Bases 147 to 3551 code for a protein of 1134 amino acids. Gene Ontology annotation, molecular function: DNA-directed RNA polymerase activity; ribonucleoside binding; DNA binding. The transcript is spliced from 15 exons. Gene Ontology annotation, cellular component: RNA polymerase III complex.